Messenger RNA from Lobosporangium transversale, 3647 nucleotides. RefSeq lists its product as hypothetical. Lineage: Eukaryota; Fungi; Mortierellomycota; Mortierellomycetes; Mortierellales; Mortierellaceae. Gene Ontology annotation, cellular component: nucleus. The record is from RefSeq and is a predicted model, not a curated record. Gene Ontology annotation, molecular function: protein binding. The transcript is spliced from 8 exons. Bases 141 to 3437 code for a protein of 1098 amino acids.
AUCUAUCCAUCUAUUACUUUUUUUUUUUUUCUUUUUUUUCUUUCACAGCAGUUCCAACCCUCCUUCUGUCUCUCUUUCUCUUCCUUUGCCGCCCUCGCCACUAUUACCCAUCAGGAUUCUCAUUGCAUCCUCACUCCUCCAUGGCACAGUCCCAGCAGAGGAAGCCAGGUAGCUGGGACAAUGAUCAUUUGAUAAAUCUGUUCAUUUAUGAUUAUUGUGUCAAGCGCAACUUCCAUGCAUCCGCAGAUGCAUUCGCCACAGAUGCUCAGCUAGGAUCAGACCGCAAAGUUCCUUUUGAUACCCAAGAAGGAUUUUUAUAUGAGUGGUUUGUUGUGUUCUGGGACUGUUGGAGCGCUGGCCAAGCCCAACUCGGGACUGCAAGCAAGGAUGCUGUCACAUACAUGGAUCUUAAUCCCCUGAAUCGCCAGCUGGUACGGCCACUAGCACAAAUGCCACUUCAAAUGCGGGGUGUCUCGCAAACUCAACAAGCACAGCAAGCGCAAAAUCAACAGCUGUAUCAACUACAGCAACAUCAAUUACAGCAACAGCAGCAGCAACUACAGCAACAGCAACUACUACAACAGCAACAAGCGCAACAACAAGUGCAACAACAAGUGCAACAACAAGUGCAACAACAAGUGCAACAACAAGUGCAACAACAAGUGCAACAACAGCAAGCGCAACAGCAAGCGCAACAGCAAGCGCAACAGCAAGCACAACAACAGCAAGCACAACAACAGCAAGCACAGCAACAGCAAGCACAACAACAGCAAGCGCAACAACAGCAAGCGCAGCAACAAGCAGCACAACAACAACAAGCGCAACAACAGCAAGCGCAGCAACAAGCAGCACAACAACAGCAAGCACAGCAACAACAAGCGCAACAACAGCAAGCGCAGCAACAAGCAGCACAACAACAACAAGCGGCACAACAACAACAACAACAACAGCAACAGCAGCAGCCAAUCCAACAACAGCAGCAUCAGGUACAAGCACAAUCUCAGCCUCAACAACAGCAGCUCCAGCAACAGCAGCUCCAACAACAGCAGCAGCUCCAACAUCAGCAGCAGCUUCAGCAGCAACAACUCCAACAGCUUCAGCAGCAACAGUUCCAACAGCAACAACUCCAGCAACAGCGAAUUCAGCAACUUCAACAACAACAGCUACAACAGCAACAACUUCAACAGCAACAACAGCUUCUACAUCAGAAGCAACCGCAAGCCCAGCAAGGCCUUCAUAGUCAGCAGGCCCAACAACCGCAACAUAUCGGAAAUACGAUGCAGUCACCGCACGUCGCUCAUAUGCAGCCAUCGUUCUCCCAACACCAUCAGCAGCAGUUGUCGCAGACAGGGAUUAUAGGUAUCCAUGCCUCUCCGCAGUUUGCGGCCGCGCAGGCUACAGGUCAAGCGACUCCAAGCGACUCUGUACAAAUUGCCAACCAAAUCCAGAAAGCUCAACAAGCACGUGGGUCGGCGAUGAUGAGUCCGGUUCCCAAGAAUAUGUUAUCAAAACAUCAACAAUUUCUACAACAGCAGCAGCUUCUGCAGCAACAGCAGUCUCAGCAACCUCAGACACAAUCAAACCCAAUGACUCCACAGAUACAAGGACAGACUUUGGAUCAGCAUAAUAUGCUGUUGCACCGCCAAAAAACCCAUCCACAACAGUAUUUAAUGCAGAUGCAGCAAAUGACUGGGGCAAGAAAUACGGGGACGUCUCAGCCAGCGGAGCACGCAACUCCUGGACCUAACGGGGUAGAUUCUCUGAUGGAUUCUCCUCAGGAUCGUAAACGAAUCCGAAACAAUUCAAUAGGAGGAUUUUCGCCAGUCAUUAGCCAGGUGACUCAUGCAACACCAUUGCAGCACAAUGCUGCACUAAUGGCUGCCAAUGUAGGCUCGCCUAAUAUGAUUGGAUCACCCACAACCUCUAACGCGCAGCUUGUUACAGUUGCAUCAGAGAUACCAACCAAAGGGAAUAGAAGAAAGAAAGGCGUCAAGAAAGAACAGUCAGUAGAUCCUACUAUAGAUUCUACUACUCCUGCAGCUACACCAGGAACACAAUUCAGUAUGCCAGCUACGCCUGCCACCAACGGAUUUAGUAGUCCUAAUAUAACAAAUAUUCAACAGCUCCAUUCACAACAGCAGACACAGCAUACGCAAGUGCAGCAGCAAACUGCACAGCAUACAGGUCAGCCCUCACUCCAAUCACAGACACAACCACAGCCACAGGUCCCAGCUCAGGCUCUGUCUCAACCCCAAACUCAAGCUCAGCCUCAGCAGCAGCAACAAUUGCAACAACAGCAACAAGCUCAGCAAAUUCAGCAACAGCAACUCCAACACCAGCAGUUGACAAUGCAAAUGCAAAUGCAACUGCGUGCUCAACAAGCACAACAUCAGCAACACCUGGCAGCCGUGGGUGCAAUGAAUACGCACAUUCGCCCUGUUAUGGCGAACGCUCCGGUACGGCCAGGCGUGAGCCCGAUUAUGGGUGCUGCUGUUCCAACAACCAUUCAGUCUACGGUGGGAAACCCAGCGAGUGGGAUGGCGCCACAAUUUCAGACCCGUCAUUUACAACAAGCGCAGCAAGCGCAGCAAGCGCGUAUACAGCAUAUGCAAAUGCACUACCAAUUACAGCAGGCUCAGCAACAAGCGCAACAACAGCAGCAAUUGUAUGUACAACAACAACAAGCUCAGCAACAAGCUCAGCAACAAGUCCAGCAGCAAGCCCAGCAACAACAGUCACAGCAGCAGGUACCGCCUGGUCCACAAACACCACAAGAUACUACCCAAAUCAAGAGUGUACAAAGUCCAAUUCCUCAAAACAGUGUACCUAAUGGUUUACAUGCUCAGGUUGAUGUACUCACGGGUGCUCCUGGAACCACCCUCGGUCAGGAUGUAAAUCAUCAAAAUGUGUCGUCCCCUACAAGCCAGGCUAUCCGAGACCGUAUCAACUCGAUGCAAUCACCUAGUAACACCAGUAAUCCAACCACGCCCAUGAACACUGGAUCACCAACCGUGCGUGCUCGAGCGACGCAACAGCAGCUUCAUGCUCAACAGGAAGUGCAAAAGAAACAGCAGCAAGCUAUGCAGUGGAGUCGCCAACAGGCCCAGGGAGCAGCAGCAGCAGCGGAAAACGUAAAGCAUCAUUUACAGCGACAGUCCUCCAUGAUGGCGCAACAGCAACUUGGUGAGGACUUUGUGGGAUCUCCAAGUCUUGCGUCGCAGUCUACGACGUCAGCUACAAUCAUUUCCCCAGUUUCUGCAGGGUUGGAGAAUAUGUCGAUGAACACGGGGGCCGUAGAGGAGAUAAAGCCGAUCCAGCUCACAUAUAGCAGUGGAUUUGAGGACAUCAUUGACAAUGAUGGGCUACAGAUGGAUGGCAUGGGUAUAGAAGGAUAUGGUGCUAAUAUGUUUAAUUUGAGCAGGAGCGAAGGUUCGUGAUGAAGCGAGACUGACCUACAGUUGUCAUCUGCGCAUGAUUCACAGCUGCAGUUGUUUGGAAGUUUGGAGGGUCACGGGGGGAAAGUUAAUGCCUGCGCCUUUUCGUUUAAUGGGGAGUGGCUGGCCAGCGGAGGAAGUGACCGCAAGGUAUUGAUCUGGUCUGUGAUCAACAAAAAGCUCAAGUACACAAUCGAUCCUGGAUCAGAUGGU